AAACCGGAAAUGAAUUAAGAUAACCAAAAUAACUAAAAAAUAAAGGCUAUUCGAAAUGUCUUAAUUUGUACUCAUACGUACGCUGAUUUGCAGCAAGCCAAAAUGACAAGUAGCAGCCAGUCCGAAGUAUUCCGGCAGUAUCUGCGGACUGAACCGAAAGGUCACACAUCACUUAAUGUGCCGGAAGGUCGCUACAAGGGGUGGGUGCCGCGAUGUCUGUACGAUAUGUCUUGUACAAAUGUUAGCCUGCCAUUCCUCAAGUUGAUAUCGUUUCCUGUUGGAGGCUCAAGUUUGGGCACGUUGGUUGAUAUGGUCACUUUUAGUGCUGUUGGAAAUUAUUUGAGCAGGCUUCCAGAAUCAUUUGGGAAGUGUCAAAAUCUAGUAGAGCUGAAUUUGAGUUACAAUAACAUUGAGCGAAUUCCUUCAUCUGUAUUUUCAUUGACAAAUUUAGCUGAGCUGGAUUUAAGUGAAAAUGACAUUUCAGACCUGAGUCCAUCCAUAGGAAAUUUGAAAAAUCUGAAGAUUCUGAAUUUAAGUGGUAAUUUGUUCGAAGAUUUACCAAGUGAGUUGAGGUAUUGUGAAAAACUUGAAAAGUUAGACGUGUCCAGGAAAUGGUACCCAUAUGAUGGCGGUUUUACUGUGUUACCGGAGGCAGUAUGCUACCUGACUCAACUUACUUACCUUGAUGUAAGCUGGCACAAGAUAGCUACCAUUACUGACGACAUCAGAAAUAUGUCCAAGUUGAAAACGCUACGCAUGAGAGGAAACAACCUGAGGAAUGUGUCAAAAGCAGUCGCAGAAUGCAAGGCCCUUCAGUAUUUGGAUUUGACCGGUGCAAUGAGGCAAAACUCGUACAUACCACCAGAGAUUUUCACGCUACCUGAGCUUCUCAUUUUAGACAUUACAAAUAACUUUUUUACCGAAAUUUCAACAAAAAUCGUAGGGCUAAAAAAGCUGAAAAAGCUUAUAAUACGCCGCAACUCCUUACUCCGAAUACCUGAGGAGAUUUUCAAAAUGGAGAGCUUGGAAGCCAUAGAUUUUAGCGAGAAUUACUUGAAAGAGAUCCCCGGUUGUAUAAGUGAGUUAGAGACACUACGACAUGUGAAUCUCUCCUGCAAUAAGAUAGAGGUUCUCCCUGACGAGAUAUGUGACUGUGCGGGACUUACGGAAUUACAGCUUCACUAUAACGUGCUGGAACGGCUGCCUAAUAAGAUUCACAAACUUCAGAACCUGGAGGAACUCAUGCUGGAAGGUAACAAAUUAACAGAGCUUCCUUUGAUGAUGGACAAGCUGGAAAAACUGUCUGAGACGGAGAGAUUGAGUGUGUUUUACAACAACCUGAAGAAACCCCCACAGGCAAUAUGUGACCAGGGUGUUCACAACAUCUAUGACUAUCUUAAGGAGUUGCGAGUGUGUGAAGCUACGCAUCGUAAGAAGCUGAUCCUGAUCGGGGCCUCAAUGGCGGGAAAAACCAGUCUACGGAAUGUCCUCCUGCUGGGAAAAGCGAAACUGACAGAGUUGCAUGAGCGGACGUGGGUCAUGGAACAGCAUUUGUGGGAACCAGAGCCAGACCUGCGUGUUCAAUUACUGGAUUUUGGUGGACACCACAUCUACUCGGCAGCCCAUCACAUGUUCUUGACACCCGAGGCACUCCAUGUACUGGUUUUUGACCUCUCUUCUUACACGCCUGACAAGUAUGACAACAUGGUCGGGGAUUGGCUUGACUCAAUCAUGGAUCGAGCACCAGGGGCAACUAUCAUGGUUGUUGGAACCCACGCUGACCUCUGUACAAAGGAGCAGAUAGCGGAGAAUGUUGAGUCCAUUAAACAGCGGAUGCACCAGGAGGAGAAUGGAAAAUUGCAGGACCUGGACAUGCAGUUAGAUAUAGAGAGGCGGAAAUUACAGGAAGCCCACAAUGAAUCGGGACAAAGGUUUCCUGACCUUGACACCCAGAGGCUUCAGGAAAGAGUAAACAGAAUGAUGAAAUUGAGGGAAACUCGAAUAACGCUUCCCAACAAUAUCUAUGUCGUAAGCUGUGCAGACUCUCUAUCGGGUGAGGAUUUUCCCGGUAUAAUCUAUUUCCAUGAGGACCUGACCAGCAACUUGAAGUCAUCUGAGCCCCAGCUCCUGCCUGACUCCUGGUUGAAGUUCCUGACACAGAUACAAGAAAGGCCGGAGAAGAUACUCCUGUGGUCGGAGGCCCUGCAAAUACUUGAUUCCCUAGUGAAGGGCCUCAGUAUCUCGUACAGUUCCCUACAGGGGUCGGCCGAGAAGAGUUUGGAAACUGUGCUCAGAUAUCUACAUGCUACAGGUGAAAUAGUGUGGUACCAUGACAACCCUAAGCUGCGGGGUAUAGUUUUUCAUCACCCGGAAACACUCGUUGAAAUGUUAAGGGCGAUCUUCAGGCAUGACUUUAACGAGGUGGUCAACUAUGUGGAGUCUUAUGGACAACUUGCAGGUCUGACCCGAGGGAAGUUUGAUGGUUUGAAAACUGCAUUCCUACAGCGUGGCUUGAUGACCACGGAACUACUGAACUUCUGUCUACAGCACUUUAGCCUAAGUCUUCAAUCCCAAGACAUCUUUGUCGACCUCAUGCUGAAAUUUGACCUAUGUUACAAGGUUGAAGAUUCAACAAGUGCCCCAGCCACCAUGGGAUCAGAACGUAUUCUCCAGUUUCCAUGGUUUCUACCGACCACUCCAAUCCCUGAUCUGGAUACGAAGUGGCCUGAUCAGGUCCCAUCAAAUACUAUUGAGCUUCGUUAUCAGCUGCAGUUCCUAAAGAAAGGACUUCCAAAUUUCUUCGAGAAAAUGUCCGCCAGACUUCAGGGCAUUGUCACUCAGCGAGAAGAUUGGAAGGAUGGUAUCCUAGCAACGAGGAACAACACCAAGCUUCUACUGACCAGGAAGAAGAUCCAUGGACCAAGUUGUAUAACUCUGUCGGUGAGGGGUGCAGAGCUCCAAGAGUUGUGGUUCCUGGUUUUGAACAUAAGAAGUGAGAUGCUGACUUUAUUGAAGGAAUGGCCAUUUGUUAAAGUGGACGAGUACAUGGUCUGUGCCCACUGUAUACUGACUGGCGAGGCCACACCAUACUUGUGGAGGGGCGAGAUUCUCAACAUGAAGUGUCCGAAGGGGAUUUACGAGAUCAAGUGCUCCAGAAAUGAUGCACGGGUGCCGUCUUGCCUAGUGUACCCGCUGGACCCAGAAUUUUCACAAAGUGAUAUUGGCAGACACAUCACUAUAGUAACUGAUUUUCUUCGCAGCAUUUCUGAUUCCACUGACGGGGGAGGCCUUCUGACUGACCUGAUCCUGUUACGUAUCGCAGCCAAACUUGGAGUAGAGUGGAUAACAGUGGCCUUAGAGCUGGGUCUCAUCCAGGCACAGAUAGAACACAUACAGAUGGACAAUGAAAAAUCUAACACACAUAGACAUAUAUUCCUUGCACUUAUCAAAUGGCGUGAUGAAGUGACUAAAGCCAGUGGUCAGGAAGACUUAAUCGAGGAACUCUUGGAAGCCAUAACUAAUGCAAACAGGGCUGACCUCGCUUUGGAACUCCGAGAACAAUAUGUAGGGAACUGAUGUGCUCCCAUGAAGUUGAAUUUGAAGAGGAUUUCACCGUAGACAGUACUCACAGUUGUGACCAUUGACAUUCAUUCAUUCCAUUAAGAAUAUAAUGUUGUGAUGCUGUGAUUGACUAAAGACAAAGAUAGACAAUUUUAGGCUUUCAUGUGAACAUUGUGUAUAGUAACAGGGAUGUGAUUUGUCUGCGGAUUCGCGGAAUUCCACGCAUCUAAUGGCCCCAUAGACCCCCCCCCCCCCAAAAAAAAAUAAAAAAAUAAAUAAUAAUAAUAUUUUUUUUUUUAUAAUUUUUAUUUAUUUUUUUACCUGAAUAAAGUUAUUUGGCUGCUUUCAGUUGUUCAAGUUAAAGUCAGGCGAGCCCUCAAAAGAGCUUCUAAAAAGCCAUUUUUUCUUCUACAGCAGUGCGCUUUUGACCCCAAGAGCGCCCCAUAAACCCAUGGCCGAAAAUGUUUCAGCCCUCCAGCUGCCAGGUCAAUCACAUCCCUGAGUUAGCUGUUCACGACUGACUUCAGACAAUGGCAUAGCAAUUUUUGACUGCCAUUGGUACCUAAGUAAGCUCUAAAUCGAUAAUGUUUUGAAACUUCGAUAUAUAUAGCAAUUAGUCUGUGCUGUUGAUGAAAUAAUUACCAUAUUGCCUGAACUGAAUGUAGGGAUCAUCAUUUAUACAUGGAACAUGUGCAUUGCCACUGAAAGUGUGGAGAAAUAAUCAUACAGUGUGGAUGCCAGUACACAUGUGGUGCUUUAGUGAGAACUCAUGAUUGUUUGAUUAUAUAUACAUGCAUAUUUAAUUUCCAUGUAAAUGUACACAUCAUUUUAAUAUGUUGUCUAGUAACUCUAGUUAGAAUAAGAUCAUUAAUUGAAUGCAUAAAUUUCAAAGUAUGACGAUAAGAAAUUUAUUAUUAUUAUUUUUAUAUUAAUCCGGAAAUCUGUAUAGAGAGCUUAUGACCUUAGACUAUUGUUCAAUUUUAAAAGUUUAUUUCUCAGACAUUUGCAUAAAAAACAGUACAAAGUACCCUGAAAUAAAAAUAAAUGAUAAAGGGAUCAAUUUCAAACGUGUCUUAACCCCUUGACUCUGCUUUGGGCAUUAAUUCCUCAUACUCAAACAUAUGGUACCUCAGGAUUGACAUUUUUCAGCUGUUAAAACCCCAGAUUAUUAUAAAUAUUGUUAAUGUAAUAAUUAUUAUUUCUCCCGAAAUGGGAGUCAUAAUAAUUAUAUUAACAAUAUUUAUAUUAUUUGUUUUUUGUCUGUCUGUCUGUCAGUUUGUCUGUAUGUCACACUUUGUUUCUGCUUAACAAUUAUGGAACACUUGGACCUAGGAAUUUCAUACUUGGUUUGCAGGUUUGUCAUGGCCAGUAGAUGACUUCUGUAUAUUUUGACAGCAUUAGGUCAAAGGUCAAGGUUACGAUGACCUUGAGGUGAAAAAAAGGUUUUCCCUCAAUGACAAGACCUGUUUUGUCCAGGAACUUCAUAAUUGGAAUGCCAGUUGGUCAUGACUAGUAUCUGACCUAUAUUGAUUUUUAGAUCAGUAAGUCAAAGGUCAAGGUUGCAGUUAUCUGAAAGUCAGAAACUUGGUAUUGUUCAUAAAACAAAAUAGUACUUUUUACAUCCAUCUUGUCACAAUAAUCUUAAUAUUUACAGGAUCACUGAUCUAAUGCAGUAGAUGCUCACUAUUGAAUAAAGGUGAAUAAGCCACACUUCAAGGUCACUGUUGGUUUGUCUCCAGUCAAAAGAUAUAAUUUUAUGCCUAUCAUUGAUCAAUUCUUAGCUACAACCACACAAUGAGAGUGACAAUCACUUUUUCAAAAAAGCAAUCUUAGUUUAUUUUUACAUAACUGGAGAACCAUUUCUUUUUUACAUUUUUUCAAGCUGUUAGGUCUUAAAACUGUAUUGGUUUACAGUUCUUUAUGCAACAUCUUAACACUUAAAUAUUGCUUUAAAUUUGUGUGUGUGGGGGGGUAUUUUUGCUAAUAUGAUACAUAGGAUACAAAAUUCAAAUCCCUCAAAAAAUGAUAUAAGGAAAACAUAAUGCAUCUUAAAAUCAGUUAAUAUAUAUUAUAUAUAUAUAUAACGCACAAAACAAACUUAAGAAUUUAAAGCUAUCUACAGUUAUAUGUUUUUAUAAUCGGGCCAUGUUGGUGCAAAGUUUAUUUACAAAUUGUACAAAGGACAUGCAUCAGAAAGUCUAAGGGAAUUAUACAUGUAUAGCUUAUUGUAUAAUUCAUAAUAUUCAUCUGUAGACUUAAUUUGCUCUCAAAGGGAUAUAAAGAGUUGUGAUUAGCAAUCAAAUUGUUUAAUCAUAUCUUUGGGCUUGUAUUCAUAAAACAUCUUAAAAGUCAUUUUUUAACUUAAGUCAUUUCCCUAAGUUAAACAUCUCACCUUCAUAAUGAUAAAAUAACUUGAUGAUAUCUAAUUAACUUCAUGUUCAUUAAUAGUAUGUAAAUAUACAUACUUCUAUGUUUAAAACGCCUUGACUUUUCUUUGAAUUUGUCUAUGAAAGUAUAGGAAAUUGACUUAAGAAAUGACUUAAAUGUUUUAUAAAUACCAGCCUUGGUUUCAUAAGUUUGUCUAUCAAUACAAUCAAUUGGUACUUCUUUGAUAAUCAUGGGGCUGAUUGUUCAGAAAUGUGUUGAAGUUAAUAAUAUUGUUAACUUUCAAAUUGUUACUGCUUUUGAAGUUUAAUGAAUAUUUCUAGCAAGAUUCGAGACCAUUGUUUCAAUUGAUUAAUUUAGAUAUGUGAGCAAAUUGUCAACUAUUUGACGUUUAAAAGUUAACAACAAACUUGUUAACUUUGUCGUUAACUUUAACAAAGAGCUGACCAAUCAGCUUAAUGCUAUUCAAGCGACAAAGGUAUCUUUGGAAAUGAUUGUCUAGUCCGGAUUGAUUAUGACUAUUGUCUGUUGAUUACAUGUAUACCUUGUUGAUGAUAAUUCAUUUUGUUAAUUCAUUUUGUUAAAUGUAUUGUUUUAGGAGUAAAAACUGGUGGUAUGAGUGGAUGAAUGAAAUUUCUUUCAUGCUUUUCGAUGAAAUAUGGAGUUUUAUCAGUGAAAUAACAACAGUGAAAAUAUCAAUUUGAUAUUUUCACUGCAAAAUAAGAGUGAAAAUAUCAAGUUUCAGAACUACUUUUAAAAUCCUUUGUUGUUACUUCCCCUUCCCACUUUGCCACUCGUGAAAAUAUUUUUCUAUGACGCUUGUGAAAUAAAAUUUGAUCUUACACUGAAAUAAACAAAUAUCCUCUAUGUAUUGGUCAAGUGACCAGACUGAAUCAAAAAUUAAUCAGGCAUAAACAAAAAAUUGUUUGUUUCCAUUAACCUGAAUGUCUUUAUUAUUUUCCUCCCGACCCUGCAUUUUUUGGCUGUAAUGUGUUGUGUUUUUUUCCAUAAUUUCUUAAAAAAUGUUCAUUAAUGAGAGAACAUGUUAAAAUUUUACAAUUUAUAUCUAAAACUCGCUACAAUAGGGAUAUCAUAAGUUAUGGGGUUAGUUUGUGACCCAAUAUGGGAUAUAAGAGGCAAAGGAAACCAUAUCGUUCAAACCUGAUUAUGGUUUCCUGUGCCCUGUUUAUGCCAUAUGAUAUGGCAACCUGUUUACAUGUUUAAAUAUUUCAUUUAUGCAUUGGAAUAUUUAUUGGAAUCGGAAAAUAGACGCCAUUUUGGUACGGUAUAAAUUUGGUGACCCAAUAUGGAAAUAUAUUGAGUCACGGUGUGACCCUCCUAGACCAAUGGCAUUGCGUCAUUUAUGUUGGCGGCGUGAUAUACCUUGAUAAAGGUCAGUUCGCUACAGAAUGCCAGUUCUCAAAAAAAAAAAAAAUAUCAAAAAAAUAAUUAUACCUACCUACCUACCUACCUACCCUAUUUUCUUUGGAAAUGUUAGUGGAAAUAAAGAAUUGUUUUUGUCUAACGAUAGAAGAAUGCAAUUGUGUAAUAUUUUGAAUUACAUUAUGUUUUAAUUGCACUUAAAUAAACUAUGUUUGAAUUUACAUUAUGCAUACACUCCUAGUUUAUUCGAUUAGUUGUAAAUUCUGACGUCUUUUUCAGCAUAAUGGUAAUGUGCUAUUCAAAGUGUAAAAAAAGAUAAUUGUAUAUUAAAGUUUGUGUAUAUUUACGUGCUAGAAAUGUAUUAAAGCAAAGCAAAGCCUAUCCGUUAGAUUUUAAUUCUCAAAUUUGAGCUAAUUUUUCUACAAGAUUAUAAUGCACUUACAAGCAUUCUUUACUACGUUUUAAUAAACUAUGUACUUCAAUUAUUAUACAUGCUUUUCAAUCAUUUGCAAAGAUAUAUAAAUUUGAUGUUUUUCACAGUUUUGAAAUUUAAGACUGUUCAAACUAUUCAAAUGAAAAAAUCCAAUGUACAUUCUUCGACUUUAUUUUCGAAAUUAUGUUACAGCGCGCUUAUUGAAAUAAAGCAUAGCACAGAGUGAAAUAUUUACCGAUGGGGUUCAUGAUUUGAAAGUUAUUACAAUUUUACAUUUAAACAAACAGUUAUUCUCCAUUUUGCUUUAUCUGACUUUAAAAAUUAUGAGAAAUUUUGCAAAAUAUUCACAAAAUUGCAUGAAUGAAGUUUAUUGUUUUAUUUAUUUAUUUGUAUUAACAUCAGCCUCUUACAUUUAUCAAGGAUUUCUUAUUCAGGUAAUUCAACAUGUGAAGUGCAAUGUUUUUACUAUAUGUUCAUUGAAUACUUAUGUUAGCAUAACUUCACAUGCACUGAUUUUCAGUUUUAAUGUAUGGAUUAUUUAAAUUACUGAGUGAGGUUAUUGGGGCAAUUGAUUCGAACUUUGUUAAUGUCUUUGUUGUAAACCUUCAAAACUUGGUGUGUUUUUUGGCAAGAUUUAAAGCUGCACUCUCACAGAUUGGAUGUUUUGACAACUUUUUUAUUUUUUUGUCUUGGAACGAGCCAAUUUUGCGAAAAUCCAUGGAAACCAGUUAUAUUAGACUGCUGACAAAAAAUAGAUCGCAGAUUUUUAUACUUUAGUUAAAAAAAUAAUGUUUUAUGCAUUUUUCUUAAACUGUUAGUAACAGAUUAAGCCAUAAAACAUUAAUUUUCGAAUGGAAAUAUGAAAAUCUACAAUCUGAUUUUUUGUCAGCAGUCUUAUAUCACUUGUUUGCAGAUAUUUACGCAAAAAUUUGCUCUUUCAAAGACAAAGUAUAAAAAAGUUUUAAAAAUGGUAAAUCUGUGAGAGUGCAGCUUUAAGGCAACUGUUUCGGCUGCAUCUGAUAUAUUUAAAUAUCUGAACACAUCAUUAAAUUGUUCACCAGAUUGCCGUUGAUCUUAUAGUUAACAAAGUUCUGAACAGCACGCCCACAUAGCAGAUUUCUGCUUAAUUGAAGUGCUCCUAUAUAAAAUAAGGCAUGAAAUGAUUGUGUGUGUUACUUGAUGUCUGUACAUUAGCCUUGUUAAAUGAUAUUCUUCUUUAAAUGUAUGUAAUAAAUAACUGUACAACAAG
Messenger RNA from Mya arenaria, 9011 nucleotides. Its product is annotated as malignant fibrous histiocytoma-amplified sequence 1 homolog. Gene Ontology annotation, biological process: signal transduction. Gene Ontology annotation, molecular function: protein binding. The record is from RefSeq and is a predicted model, not a curated record. NCBI's taxonomy places the organism in Eukaryota, Metazoa, Mollusca, Bivalvia, Myida, Myidae. Bases 103 to 3576 code for a protein of 1157 amino acids. The transcript is spliced from 19 exons.